Strigops habroptila (Kakapo) is the source of this 4793-nucleotide messenger RNA. It is a transcript of the gene DNAAF8, whose product is annotated as chromosome 4 C16orf71 homolog. NCBI's taxonomy places the organism in Eukaryota, Metazoa, Chordata, Aves, Psittaciformes, Psittacidae. The transcript has 29 exons. Bases 119 to 4672 code for a protein of 1517 amino acids. The record is from RefSeq and is a predicted model, not a curated record. Gene Ontology annotation, molecular function: dynein complex binding. Gene Ontology annotation, cellular component: dynein axonemal particle.
GGGAUUUGGAGCUCCGAGGGAGGCCGGGCGUGGGCGUCUGGAAGGCGGGGCGGAGCAGAGCCGGUGGCUGAGGUGUAUUUCAGCUCAUCGUUCAUUUGGCUGAAGGGAAGCUGUACCAAUGGCCUCAGAAAGGCAAAGUGAGGAUAUAGAUCACCCACCUGAGCCUCCUGCAGCUCCUCUUCAGAGUGUCAGAACAUUUCAAUGGGGAGCCAUACUUGCUGCAGUGGAAGAUCAGCUCCCAUCUCUGGACUCUGAUGACUCCACAUCUGACUGUGACAGUGAUGGGGAGCUUUUCAUCUUCCAGCGGGAACUGCCAAACUUAAUUCCUGACCUGUCAGAAGAACUGAUGGAGUUUUCCCUGGAAGACUCAAACAUGCAGCAAACCCAGGAAACAGAAAGCCAUCCAUGGGAGAUCUGGAGUGGAGAUCUAGAAAGCUUUGGCUUUCAGAAAAAACCACAUGGUGCCCAAGUAAUUGCAAAGGAUGAUGUACAAAUGAUUAAAGAUGAGACUCCCGAUCUUGCCAGCUAUACUGAAGAAAUACCAAGCCAAAAGGCAGCUGUUUUUGAAGAGUCUCUUGCAGAUUCCACAGAUUGCCUUGAAGAGGAAGAACUGGACAGGACACAGGCCAGGGAAAGCCAGAACUCUUGGCUUAAUACUGCAUUGUCUGUGGAUGAUUUGAGCAGCCGGAAAGAGAGAAGAAAACUGAUAGAGACAAAAAUACUCUCCAAAAUAAUCCUGGAGCCAUCAGGCCACCCAGAGCCAGAUGUCAAGCUUCCCUCCCAUGAUGUUAGCAACAGUCUAGAAAGAACUGAUAAGGAAGAAAACUCCUCAGAUCACCUUCAAGGACAGACCCAUCUGUCACAGCGGAGUAUGGAGAAAUGGGACCUAGACAAGAUUCUUGAGCAGCUGGAGCAGCAGAAAGAUGAGACUUGUGCAGAAGUUGCUUUCUCCUCAGCAGAUCAUGGCACCUUCAGGAGUAGAUCUGAAAAUAAGAUCAUGGAAAAGCUAGCAGAGCUGUGUGCCAGGCAGUCCAGGACAGUGUCUCCAUAUUGCCGGUGGUCACCAGCCAAGGUCUCCUUUCAAGAACAGCAGGAGAAUAAGGAUAUUGCCUCGCGAUCAUCUCCACGAAGUUCUCCAAGGAUGGAUAUGGUGAGCUUACAGAGCCUGCCAGAGCCUGCAACCGUGUACAUCGAUCUGAGAGAUGCUAAAGCACAGAAGUCAGUAAUGUUCCCUGAUGAGCAACAAGGCACAAGCGACAGCUCCACGGAAGAAGAGGAGACUAUGAUGACUGGGGACCAAGCAGAAAGGAGAAGGAGGAAUUGCUCAGCAAAAAGCUUGCUACUGCAACAACUCCGUAGAGCCCGUAAGGAAGCCUCAGAGCUUCCUCAUGAAAUCUCUACCCCAGCUGAAAAACUUGAAGGCAUAAAACAGGAUCCAGAAAGUCUGGAAGAGAUAGGUUCCUCUGAAAUAAAUCAAACCCCAUAUUCUGAAGUGAGGCAAGAGACAAGUAAGGCAAUUCCCAGGAUGAGGUUGGAACCAGAGAAAACAGAUACCCUCUUGUCAAGCCAUGGAGGUAAUGGAGCUGGUAUAGAGAAAGAAACCAAAAUGGAAGCUGAGAAGGUUAAAAAUUCAGGAAAUGCUCCAGAGCCUCCUCUAACUACACCAGAAUUGCCAAGGACAGAAGGAAGUAAAAAAGAGCUAUUCCAAAAGGAAGAACAGAUGAAAGAGAGACGCAGGAGACACAGAUUCCAGGAGCAGCUGGAGAGACUGCAGCCUCAGCAGUCAGUUACUGGAAAGCAGCCCAUGGCAGAGAAUACCCCUGUUUUGUUCCACAUGGAAGCCUCUUACUUGCCAGCUAUUGACACAUUGCCUAGACCACAUGGUAUGAAAAAUGAGGUGCUGCUUCUGACUGUUCGGCUGUCAAGUUGUGGCCAAGUAGCUACAGAUCAGCACAGGGAGCAGGGGUCUGCCAUGGUGCUGAGAACAGCCAACAUAUACCAGGCCCUUGCGACAUGGAGGCUCUCUCUGGUUGCCAUGGUGCUGCUGUUUGAAAGGCUCUUCCAAGGUCCCCUGGCUACCCAUUUCAUGUUGCAGCUGGUGCUCAGUGCGGGUCUGGAUACCUGUGGACUCCGCCUGCUCUAUCCUCAGCAGGAUGUGCUGCUCUCCUGCUCAGAAAAGCUGCCUUCUUCCCAUACUUCAAAGACCAGCAAGGUUCCACCAGUGAUGGCAUUGAGCAUGAGAGGUCCUGAAGCAAGCAGCACUUUGCAGGCCCCAUGGCUGACCAGCGUGACAGACUGCAGUUCCAUCAGUGCCAUCUACUGCAGGAGCCCAGAGGAGCCUCUCAUCCACCUGCCCGUCCUAGACAGCCAUGCACACAGGGAGCUCUGCCUCUGGUUUGGAGGGAGGGCUGCUGCAUCAGCACUGCAUGCUGGUGUCCUGCGUCCAGAUUCCCAGUGCAACAGAGCAAGCUCACAUAGCCCUUCAUCAACCAGGGCAGAAGCAGAUGACGAACAGGUUGAUCUCCAGGGCAUGGUGCUGUCUCAACCUCUAGCGAUGCUUGUCUCAACUGCCACAGGGGAUGUCAUUUUGAUGGUGUCACCUGUGGUAUCUCCUUGUGCAUAUGGUAACGUGAUUUCAGUCUGUACUCAUCAGGGGUUUGUCCUGCAAGGAGCCAGACAGCUGCAGCUUUCACCCGAGCAAGCUGCUGUGCUGAGCAUGACACAAAGUCAGGUUGCUGUAUUUUGCCCUAGCAAGAUUUCAAGUUCUCCCGACAGUUCUGCAAGAGGAGAGCUCUCUGCUGAACCACACAUGCACUGUCUUGUUUUGUUGCUGAGGAAGGAGAAUGCUUGUCAUCACAUUCCUGCACUGGUGAAAGGACUGAUGGAUGGACUGGCAAAGCAAGGCUAUGGGCAGAGCAGCCAGGCUCCCACUGCCCGACAUGACCCCUCCAUGUGGUUUCAUGUGGCUCCUUACACCGAGACCUUGCUGCAGGCACUGGGAGGAAACCUCAGUGCGGUGCCGGAGCCCCAUUACAUUCCUCUGGAUUUUUUCUGCAAUCGAACCUAUGCUUCUGAUCCUGAAAUGGAGCAAGUUGUCAUGCUGGCGGUGGUUGGAACGGAUGCUAUGAAGAGUGCUGGAGAGCUCCUUCACCAAAUCCUUCUUCCUGGGCCCAGUAAUCAACCUCAGAGCCCAGAAGAACCCGAUUUGGGAUUUGAGCUUCUUGGCCUCAAGUGGUUGCCCCAUCUCACUCGAUGUCAGGCCAAAGAAGUAACCCCUUUUGAAGCUGGAGAUACUUCCUGGCAAAGCAGCCUUGAUACACUAAUGUCAAACCCAGUCCUUGUGUGUGCAUUACGGCGGAUCAAUGCCUUCAGAGUUCUUGCAGAUGCAUUGGAGAGAUUAACACAGUGGAGGGAGAAGCUGAGCAAAAGUGGCAGUCUUCUACAGAUAGUAAUGGCCCUGACCCCAGAGCUGACAUUCAGACAAGCCAUCCUCUUCUUCACAGAGACAGAGUUUGUAACUGAUGCAGAACACCGCCCUGCUAUGAAAUACCUGCCACCACUUGGCAAGAGGCCCAGGGCUGAAGUGGGAGAGAGGCAGAGAUGCCACGCAGAAUCCCUGUUCACCUACUUGCAAACAGGAGCCCAGAUUCUUUGCACAGUGCUGCUGAUCAAACCCGGUGCCUGGAGCCGCAGUCUUGCAAGGAUCCUCCGAAAACUAAACCUAGAAAAGUUCACUGUGGUUGGCAUGAAACACAUAAACCUGGAACCAGGCGUUGCCUUAGGACUCCUUUCUUCUGAAGUGAAACAGGAUCCUGCUGUUUUAGAAGCUCACUGUUCCUACCUUACCUCAGACGCUGCUCUCGUGCUGUGUCUUCAGAGGCCAAAUGCUGUGAAGAAGCUGAUAGAUUUAUUGGGGCCAGAGGAUCCUAAAGUAGCCCAAGCAGUAGAUCCGUCUCUCUGGAGGGCUCAGUAUGGCAUCAGCAUGGUCCAAAAUGGAUUUUAUGGCUCCGAAUCCUAUCAAAUAGCUGUCCAGGAUAUGAAGCUGUUUUUCCCAGAAGGGCUGUGCUACACCGAGUGUCAGACAUUAGAAGAGGAAGAGAUCUAUAACCUGAAACGUGACCCCAUAGUCAGUUCAGGAAUCAAGAAGCAGCGCAAGAUUAUAAAGCGUGGAGCACGAGGGCAUCUCAGUUCACUGGGCUCUGAGCAACCAUGCAACCUUGAUCGGCCAUUGCUUGACAACCUCUGCCAAACCACUUGCCUCAUAUUGCCUGGGAUGAGCCUUCGGGGUUCAGAGCCCCCCUCUUAUGUGGAACUGCUUGAGGAGCUCAUUGCCACAGAUUUCACAGUGACUGGAGUACGUCUCACUGUCCUGGACAUGCCACAAGCUUGCUACAUCUCUGAGACACUAAGCAGGGCAGGAUGCAGUGCUGCAGCGCAGUGUUCCCUCUUAAAGAAUGGUUUGUGUCUGGUGCUGGCAGCACAGCGAGACAAUGCAGUCAUUUGCUUCGACUCCCUGCGGGACAGGGUCAGUUGGCAGAAGCAGUCAGUCCUGGGCACUGUGCAGCAUCUCCUUUAUCCUCAAAAUGAGAAUCAGGCUGAAGACCUGCUCUGUUGCUUUUUUGACACCCUGACAUCUGAGAGCAUCCACCAGAUUGAAUCCCAGGAUUGCUAGCCAAGAUGGUCCAGGCUUCCAGGCAUGGGUGGAUGCCGCUGCUGGUAUCUGUGCAGAUGGACACUCAGGGGACUCCCAGCCUCUAAGAGCACUGGUGUUUGUCAUUAAAACAUAAUGUCUG